This is a messenger RNA of Melospiza melodia melodia, 4416 nucleotides long. It is a transcript of the gene FAIM2, whose product is annotated as Fas apoptotic inhibitory molecule 2. NCBI's taxonomy places the organism in Eukaryota, Metazoa, Chordata, Aves, Passeriformes, Passerellidae. Bases 170 to 1105 code for a protein of 311 amino acids. The record is from RefSeq and is a predicted model, not a curated record. Gene Ontology annotation, biological process: negative regulation of apoptotic signaling pathway. The transcript is spliced from 12 exons. Gene Ontology annotation, cellular component: Golgi apparatus; endoplasmic reticulum.
AUCCCUGCCUCCCUGCCUCCCCGCCUGCAUCGCCCGCUGCUCGGGGACGCUGCUGGCGGCGCUGCGGGGGCUGCGGCGGCCGCGUCCGGCCCCACACCCGCGGGACAAGGGCUGGAAGCGCCCCCAGGUGCAUCCCCAUCCCGAUCCGAGCCCGGGGCAGGCUGCAGCCAUGACCCAGGGGAAGCUCUCUGUGAACAGCAAACCCCCCAGCUCUGAGGGGCAGGGGGACAAGAAGGACAAUGGCUCAGCCCCCCCGGCGCCCCCGUCCUACGAGGAGGCCACGGCGGGAGAAGGGAUCAAAGCCGGGGCUUUCCCUGCCCCGCCCGCGGCCCCGCUCCACCCCAGCUGGGCAUACGUGGAUCCCAGCAGCAGCCCCAGCUACGGCAGCGGAGGGUACCCGGGGGACACGGAGCUGCUCACCACCUUCAGCUGGGACGACCGCAACGUGCGCAGGGUGUUCAUCAGGAAGGUGUACGCCAUCCUGAUGGUCCAGCUCCUGGUCACCGUUGUCAUCGUGGCUUUCUUCACCUUCUGUGAACCAGUCAAGGGCUACAUCCAGACCCACUCUGCCUGGUACUGGGCUUCCUACGCCGUUUUCUUCGUCACCUACCUGAUCCUCGCCUGCUGCUCCGGGCCCAGGAGAUACUUCCCAUGGAACCUGAUCCUGCUCAGCAUCUUUACCCUGUCCAUGGCCUAUCUCACUGCCAUGCUCUCCAGCUACUACAACACCAAGUCGGUGCUGCUGUGCCUGGGGAUCACGGCCCUGGUCUGUCUGUCUGUCACCAUCUUCAGCUUCCAGAGCAAGUUCGACUUCACCUCGUACCAGGGCGUUCUCUUCGUGCUGCUCAUGGUGCUGUUCCUGGGGGGGCUGGUCCUGGCUGUCAUCCUGCCCUACCAAUACGUCCCGUGGCUCCACGCGAUCUACGCUCUGCUCGGGGCUGGGAUCUUCACCAUGUUCCUGGCCCUGGACACGCAGAUGCUGAUGGGGAACCGCCGCUACUCGCUGAGCCCCGAGGAAUACAUCUUUGGAGCCCUCAACAUCUACCUGGACAUCAUCUACAUCUUCUCCUUCUUCCUGCAGUUCUUUGGCUCCAGCCAGGAGUGAGGGCAGCGGGGCAGGAUGCUCCCCGUGCUGGCAAAUGUGAGGGGUUAAAUGGAAAAGCAGAGGUGAAAGGGUUCAAACCCGCCAGCCUGACCCAAUCCCUCCCUUUCUGGUCCAUCUGAGGGGCCCCAGGCCCCUCCUGCAGCUUUGUACAUUUGCUGCCAGGCCUUUGUGACCCAGAGAGCAAAGCAGGGCUUCAGUGUCGUGUCCCUUCUGCUCCCCCCAGUCCCGCCCAGCCCAGUGCAGAGGCUGGGGCAGAGACUGGGACCUUCCCAGCCCCAGGGGCUGCUGGAGGUGCCCUCUGAGUGCUGCCCAUCACGGGGUGAGAGCUGUGACCAAGCAGCAGAGAGGGCAGCAGAGCAGGGAGUUUGGUGAGAUCCUGGCAGGAAAAGCCUUGGGGAAUCCUGGCAUUGCCCUGUUCCCCACAAUCCAUUGGAGCUCGGUGGCCUCUGUGCUAUUCCUGGUGACUCCUGCUGUUGGAAAGGUGGAGUGUGGGAUCACGUAGCUGGAUUUCAGUGCUCCAGGCACAGGGAACCUGUUUGUUCAGGACGUGCAGCUCUCUGAGGUCAUCCCUGGUGCCACUGCAGGGAAAAUUCCCCUGGAUCCCUUGCAUCUGGCUGAGUGCCCUUCCCUUCCCUUCCCUUCCCUUCCCUUCCCUUCCCUUCCCUUCCCUUCCCUUCCCUUCCCUUCCCUUCCCUUCCCUUCCCUUCCCUUCCCUUCCCUUCCCUUCCCUUCCCUUCCCUUCCCUUCCCUUCCCUUCCCUGAUCCAUGGCUCCCCCCCAGGGGACUGUGCUGGUUCUUUUUGGACUGUGGCUCCUCACGGGGGGAUUUGGGAUCCCAGGGAAGGAACAUUUCAGGAAAUGGCAGAGAAGGGCUGGAGGAGGCUGAGUUUCCAUGCUGGGAAAUGCCAUUCCAUGUGGGAUCCUGUGACCCACCCUGAGGCUGUGACACCCUCACAGAACCGUCCUGGUUGAUCCAAAUUUGGGUUCCUAAGGGGUUCUUUGCAGGGGCUGAGGCCAUUGGAGCAGCAAGGUCGCCCUCCCUGGCUGUUUUCCAUUUCUCCUCUCCCAAAGGGGAAUGUCAGCGCGGGCUCUGGAUGUGCUCAGGUAAAUUUCCACCGUCCCCGCUCACAUUCCCUGUCCGGGGCUCAGCUGGCUGAUCUGGGGCUGUAAAGCUCCCCAGGGAGAUAAGGGCCCUUUUGCUCUCAUUCCAAGAGUGAUCCGUGCUGCAGAUAGGAGCUGGUAUCUCCCAUCUCGCUGGGAAUGCCGCGAGUGCUGCGUCAGGAGCUGCCUCCAGCAAUUCCUGCUGCACAGGGGCUCUGCCAGAGCGCUGGAACGUUCCUGCUCCUUCUGCCCUGGGUUUUACCCCACACAUGUGCUGUCCUCCUGCCCCACGUGCCCAGGGAAAGUUACUGGGCAGGGAAGGGAAACGCUCUGGCCCCUCUGCGGCUGCAGUGAUGAGCAGAAGUGAUGCCUUCCCCUUGUCUUCCUUCUUUUCUAAAACAACCCCCAAAAAAACCCAACCAGAACAAAAAUCCCCAGUCAGACACAAAAAACCCCAAACAGACAAAAAAACCCCCAGUCAGACUAAAAGACUCCGACCAGACCAAAAAAUCUCAACCAGAUCAAAGAAACCCCAACCAGACCAAAAAACCCAGUCAGACACAAAAAACCCCAACCAGACCAAAAAAUCUCAACCAGAUCAAAAAACCCCCCAACUAGACCAAAAAAUCUCAUCCAGCUAAAAAAACCCCAACAGACAAAAAGCCCUACAACCAAACCAGAAAAUCUCUGACCAGGCAAAAAAAUCCCCAACCAGACCAAAAAAUUCUCACCCAGAUCAAAAAACACCCCAAUCAGACCAAAAAUCUCCAGUCAGACACAAAAAACCCCAACCAGACCAAAAAAUCUCAACCAGAUCAAAAAAACCCCCAACUAGACCAAAAAAUCUCAUCCAGCUAAAAAAAAACCCAACCAGAACAAAAAUCCCCAGUCAGACACAAAAAGCCCCAAACAGACAAAAAAACCCCCAGUCAGACUAAAAGACUCCAACCAGACCAAAAAAUCUCAACCAGAUCAAAGAAACCCCAGCCAGACCAAAAAAUUCUCAUCCAGAUCAAAAAAACACCCCAAUCAGACCAAAAAUCCCCAGUCAGACACAAAAAAAACCCAACCAGACCAAAAAAUCUCAACCAGAUCAAAGAAACCCCAACCAGACCAAAAAACCCCAGUCAGACAUAAAAACCCCCAGCCAGACAAAAGCCCCACAACCAGACCAGAAAAUCUCUGAGUGGACAUAAAACCCCAACCAGACAAAAAAACCAAAAAACCAAAAAAAACCAAAAAAAAACCCCAAACCAGACAAAAAAACCCAACCAGACCAAAACCCCACAACCAAAACUGAAUUCUUUUUGGGAUGAAGGACAGCACGAGGUGAUGGCAGCAGGGAGUUCAUGCCCUGCUGGUUCCUGCUGAGGAGACCCAAACCCUUGGAUUGCUGAGCAGGCAGGGCUGGGAAUGGCACGGGAGGAACCCUAAAAAUUGAUGGAAUUGGAGUUCCAGGAGGGAGUUUCCCAGCCCUCAGCAGCCUUUCCUUGCUCACAGUGAUUUCCUGUAGGGAUUGGUGCUUUCCAGGCUUGGAGGGAGGAGUGUGGAGCUCCAUGAUGAGCUCUGGCUCUGAAAUAGUCCCAAAACUCCUCCAAAAUGCCCUGCUGGAAGCUGGGGAGGAACACAGGGACCUGCAGCCCCCUCUGGAAUUGUUCUUGUUCCUUCUGCUGUGGAGAAACUUUGCUGCUGCUGCUGCAUCCUGGCUUUGCUGCUGAAAUAUCCUGGCUUUGCUGCUGAUAUAUAUCCUGGCUUUGCUGCUGAUAUAUCCUGGCUUUCUGCAGGUAUAUCCUGGAUUUCCUGCUGAAAUAUGCUGGCUUUCCUGCUAAUAUAUCCUGGCUUUGCUGCUGGUAUAUCCUGGCUUUUCUGCUCCUAUUGGGAACACCUGGCAUGACCCCGCUCCAGGCACCUGGCUGGGGGGGAUUUCCACCCUCCUGCAUCCCUUGCACAAUUCCUGGUCCCUUUUCCACGCCAGUCCUGGUGGAUGCUGAGCACUGUCCUGCUCGUGGAGCUGGAGCUCCUCAGGAGGGUCAGGGAUGCAGGAUUUGGGGUGGGAUGUGGAGGCUGCUCCCCCUCCUCCUGUGUCCUCCACCCCAAGUCCUCAUCCAGCUCCAAAUCCCAGUCCUUCGGAGAGGUUGUUGCUGUGAUUUCACUGUAAAUAGGAUUUUGUAUCUUCUCUGACUAUUGCUAAUAAAUGGUUGCAAAACUCUU